AAGAAAGUUUGAUUAUGUGGAAUUAUUUUAUGAGAAAGUAUGCAGCAGUUUCGAUCAAGCUGAUAAAUGUACGAAAUCAGCACAAGAUUGGCUGAAGUAGUACUUCAAUGAGUAUGAACGACUUGCAAGGAGUGAUGGCUCAGCAUUUGUGUCAAGUUCAAGUGGAAGCACCUGUACUGUUGGUUCACCUGUGCUUGGGAAAAGGGUACUAGAAGAAGAAUUUGCUGAUUUCAAAUCUCGUCGUCGAGUUGUUCGUAGGCCAAAAUCUGAGAUUGACACAUAUUUGGAAGAGGAUCCUGCCGAGGAUAGUAAAAGAUUUGAUGUGUUGGGUUGGUGGAAGGCUCGUGCUGAUCAGUUUCCUAUCUUAUCAAAGAUGGCUAGGGACUUUCUUGCUAUCCCACUUAGCACCGUAUCAUCUGAAUCGGCUUUUAGUUGUGGCAAUAGGAUUCUAGGGGACACAAGAGGCUCGCUAACGCCACAGAUGUUGGAGGCUUUAGUUAGUGCAAAAGAUUGGCUCACUAUAGUCCAAGAUAAAGAUAAGGAUAAGGACGAUGAAGGGAUCUUAAGUGAAGUUGUUGGGGUUGGUGUAGGGCAGAAUGUGCCACAUUUUCUAAGCAUGCUACAUGAAGAUUCUCUCCCUGGCUCACUCCAAGACUCACUUCCUAGUUGGUCACAACUACCACAAGCCUGAAGCUGGAAGCAAAUGUCAUAUUAUUUUCUCUUUUGUUAUGCUAGCGCAAGCCUGGACUUGGAAGCAAAUAUCAUUGCAUUGUGACCAUCCUGUGGCAGCCCAUAUGGUUGUAAAUGUAUGGCAGUUCUGUAGAAAUUACCAGAUUGUGAAUUAUCAUGUGGGAUCCUUUUUUCUGAUCAAGCUUAGAAACUAAGUGUAGACUGGACUUGAUGGCAUGUUUGCAUAAUCUGUAGUACAACUAUGAAAAAGCCUCAUUGUAGUUUCGACCAUGGGUAUGGGUGUUA
Messenger RNA from Panicum virgatum (switchgrass), 975 nucleotides. RefSeq lists its product as uncharacterized. The coding region runs from base 374 to 691 and encodes 105 amino acids. Lineage: Eukaryota; Viridiplantae; Streptophyta; Magnoliopsida; Poales; Poaceae. Gene Ontology annotation, molecular function: protein dimerization activity. The record is from RefSeq and is a predicted model, not a curated record. The transcript is spliced from 3 exons.